Messenger RNA from Symsagittifera roscoffensis, 2740 nucleotides. Its product is annotated as S1 RNA-binding domain-containing protein 1-like. The record is from RefSeq and is a predicted model, not a curated record. Gene Ontology annotation, molecular function: mRNA binding; structural constituent of ribosome. Bases 7 to 2481 code for a protein of 824 amino acids. NCBI's taxonomy places the organism in Eukaryota, Metazoa, Xenacoelomorpha, Acoela, Convolutidae. Gene Ontology annotation, biological process: nucleobase-containing compound metabolic process; translation. The transcript is spliced from 6 exons.
UGUAAGAUGAAAAUCGAACCUGAUCAAGACGAGGGCCAUGACCCGUUAAUUGUCAACAGUAUCUUAGCUGCCUUUUCAAAUUUCCCCAAACCAGAAGUUGAAUAUUUGCUUCUUGAAUCGGUUGAUAACAAUAGUACUAUACCCUUCAUUGAGAGAUAUCGAAAAAGUCAUGUUCAGAAUCUGAGCCCGAAUGAUAUGCGCGAGGUUCUUGAAACUUACGAAGAAUUAAAUCAAACUAGAAAAGCUAGUUUGAAUUUUCUGAAAAAGAACAGAACAUCGUUGCUGAAAUCGGAAGAAUCUGUGCUGUCGAAUUGUGUCGUAAAAGAUGAGUUAGAUCAAGUAAAAGAAUCAUUUAAAGCUCGCACUAACAAAAAAUGGACAGCAGAUCAUCAGAAUUUGGUAGACAAUGUCGUUGAGGAUGUUCUUAGAGGUGUUUUGAAGUAUGAAGAUGAUGUAAACCGGAGGCUAAAAGAUUUUCAACAAGAGAAGCCGAACGAAAUUGUGAACCUCGUGAAAGCAUCUGUAGUAAAUCGACUAAUUGCCGAAUGCUUCGAAUACUUAAAUAAUGUCAAGUCAUCUGUUAUGACCGACAGUCGGGUAAUGUUGCAGAGCGAAUUGAAAAAAACUUCGAAAACUGAUAAAAAGACCCCCAAAUCGGAAAAGAAAGAAGAUAACGUCGAAACUUAUGCGCCGUACCACAAUUUUCGAAAGCCAGUUUGUAGAAUGAUGUCAUAUCAGGUUAUGGCUAUCAACCGAGGCGAGACGCACAAAAUUUUGAAGGUUUCAAUUGAUAUUCCAGUCAAUUAUGAGAACUCAUUUUACUCAUUUGUUCAAAACUAUCUAGCGUGCACAUACAAAGUUAUGUUAGAUAAUCAUAAAAGUUCAGUUCUAACUGCGUGUGUUAGUGAUUGCUUUGUUAGAGUAAAAUCCAAAAUUACCAGGCAUGUUCGCAGCUGUUUGAAGUCGAAAGCCAUCAAAGACUCACUAGAAACGCUUCAAAAAAAUCUCAAACAGACUUUGGCUGCUGAGCCCGUGAAAACCGGAGUUAUAAUGGGAAUCGACCCUGGUUUCAAAAAUGGGUGUAAAAUUGGGAUUAUUGACAAUAAUAACAGAAUAUUAUUCACUGGAAAGUUGAAUUUGACGACUAGUGUCAAUGGGCAAGAUGUGAAGUUGAAAGAACUGUUGGAUCAGUAUGAAGUUGGUUACAUCGCCCUUGGUAAUGGAACUGGUUGCAACCAAGUCGAAAGCUUGAUAUGUAUACUUUUGACAAAUAUUCGAGGGCCAACCGAACCUAAACUUACUACAAUUGGCGAGGCAGGAGUUUCAAUUUGGAGUGUGAGCUCGGAGGCCGAGAAAGAGUUUCCUAAUAUGGAAGCAGGACUUCGAAGUGCAAUCUCAUUGGCCAGACGACUCAGAGAUCCAAUCAGCGAGUUGUCUCGGGUACCUCCGCAAAACUUAUCAGUCGGACAAUAUCAACACGACUUGCCGAAUGCAAAGACAGUGAUUUCAAUGAAAGACACUCUUCAGGAGUUUGUGUCUUUCUCUGGCGUGGAUCUGAAUACAGCAGGUGCACAUGUGCUUCAACAUGUCGCUGGGUUGGGACCUGGUCUGGCUGAAAAAAUUGUCAAGUGCAGAGAGAAUAUGCCAGAUUGCAGAUUCGUAUCGAGAGAGCAAUUGAGAAGUGCAGUUAAGGGACUGGGAGAGAAGACGUUUGAGCAAUGCGCAGGGUUCGUCAAAAUAUACCCAAGUUGCCAGAACCAAAGUGUAAUUGAAUCUAAAAUCAGAAAGAUUGGCCAAAAAUGGCAAUCGGACAGCAGAACAGUAAAUGAUGACGAUCCAAGUGCGAAGAAACGGAAAACUGGGACUGCGAAAACAACAAAACAGAGUAAAACUGGCGAGAAAUAUUUCGAAGAAAAUCCAUUUGACGUGACGAAUAUACAUCCCAGUAUGUAUUCUAUAGCAGAACAAGUCCUUCAUUGCUUGAGCAUGAACAAAAUUUCAUCAGAUGAUAUUUUAAACGGCGUUGUGAGCAGAACAAUUUCACGAAAGCUGAAUGAAAUUGAAAGUAUGCGACAAAAGUACAAAUUGAUGGACAAGGAUAUUUUGAACGAUUUCGAGUUUGUUGUGAAAUGUUUGUCGUUUUCAGAGCAAGACAGGCUGAACGAAAUGAGUAAUCUGAAACGAGCGAGAGUUUUCAUUGACCGAAAAGAAGCGCUGAAAAAGUUUUCAGGUUCAACUAACGAAGAGGUUAAAUUAAAUUCAGAAUAUGCUGGAAAGGUUGUUAAUGUCACAGAUUUUGGCGCGUUUGUUGAAUUGAGGAACUGUUGCGAUUUAAAGAGUUCGAAAGUUGUAGGAUUGGCCCCCAUGUCGCUAAAUGGACCUGGAUUGAUUCAAUCGCUUCAAAUUGGACAAAAUGUACAAGUGAAGGUGACAAAAAUUGAUGUUGUAAAAGGACAUUUUACUUUAAAAAUUAUUGAAUGAUGAAUUGUUUUGAGUUUGUUUAUAUUGGUUUACUAUUUAAUAUUGGUGAGAAAUAUUAUUAAGAGUAAUUUUUUAUACGCUGAAGUUAUGGAAAAUAAUUUUAAACGCAAGUAAUGCAAAGCUCCGCUUUGCCUCUGUCAGUUUCUUGCACUUUUUUUCACCUCUGUGUUAAAGUUAGUUUUGGUGAAUUUUGCAGAUUUCUGAUUGGGUGAGUUUUAAUUAGGACAUAGUUCACUAAGUUGAUGCCAUUUAUUGUGGG